This is a messenger RNA of Cryphonectria parasitica EP155, 1038 nucleotides long. RefSeq lists its product as uncharacterized. The record is from RefSeq and is a predicted model, not a curated record. The coding region runs from base 248 to 493 and encodes 81 amino acids. NCBI's taxonomy places the organism in Eukaryota, Fungi, Ascomycota, Sordariomycetes, Diaporthales, Cryphonectriaceae. The transcript has 2 exons.
CACUGCCAAGCAGUAAAACCGGUGCAAUACAACCUCAUAUUCUUUGAUUCCAUCCACCCCAUCCAACUCUGCUUCUCUCUCCAUAUAGGAAGAGUGACAUCGUCCCGCCACCAGCUGUCUUGGAUCACACCCUCACUUUACCAAGUUGGAUGACCCGGCUCGCCUUCAUAUACCAUCAAGCGAUCGAGAUCCGUUGAUCGAUCUUCAUUUCCAUCACAUCUCACAAACCACGAAACCCCGCCACAAGAUGUCUUCAUAUUGUGCAAACUACUAUGGCUCCGUCAACUGCCACAAUGUCGUCAGCCGUUUCGGCGAUCGCUGCAAGCUGUGCCUCUCCCUCAAAAGCGGCGCCUCGAUGAGUGACGGCCUGCUGCCCGAGGACGCCCACCGCUCCAAAGGCUCCGCCAUCGAAGUUCCCAGGAGACAUCACCACCGUCCCCACGAGUCGUCAUCAGGCAGGACUGUCCGGGUUGACCCUCGAUACAAGAACUGAAUGGGCUCUUCGCUCCUCUUCAGUCUCGUCAGGCCACCAGAGAAGCUAAAAGGAACAUCAACAAUUAUCACGAUAUGAAAUGACGUCAAGUCAACCCCCACACCGCAGGAGGGCUAUUCUGUGGAUUGGGGUCCCAUCCAUCUGCCCGGCAGAAGGUACAAACGGGGCACGGGGUUGACUUGCAAAGGCGCAAAUGGGAUGGCCGCAACGAGGUGUACUACUGGGAAUCAAUCAAUGGGUCGGUCAUGGAAUUCUCAAAAUUGCGAGGUCAUUUGUCACUUGGAGUCUGGAUCUGGGAUUUUUUCUCGUUGCUUUUUGGGUGCGGUCAUGUUUCAGAAGAAGAAGAAAUCAUCUUGAGUUACUGGUUUUGUAACGAUCAAGAAGCUUCUGUGCUGGACACGGGAUCGAAUAAUCAGUAUCAAAAUAAUCCAUGAGUCGGGGAAAGAGGGAACAGGAGGACAAUGGAAAUCGGCUAAGCAGAUUGCAUCAGACUGAUUGGAGGUUUUCAAAAAGGAAUAGUAACAGUCAUGAGACAUCAAUUCGUU